CGGCGCUCUUCGGCUGGGCUGCGUGAAUAGAUGAGUUCCGGGGAUCGUCUAGUCAGGCCUGGGAGGCGGAAGGAGGCGCCGAAGCUGAAACUACGGAAGCUCAGCGGCCUUCGGCGGGCGCGCCGGCUUCGGAGCUUGUUAAAAUGGGUCGCCGCUCAUCAGACACCGAAGAAGAGAGUAGAAGCAAGAGAAAAAAGAAACACCGUAGGAGGUCAUCUUCAAGCAGUUCUUCUGAUAGCAGAACUUACAGCCGUAAAAAAUCAGGAAGGAAGUCAAGGUCACGGUCUCGAGAUCUCCAGUUUCGUUCGCAUUCAUAUGAAAAGAGGCACAGGCAUCGAUCUAGCAGCAGCUCUUCAUAUGGAUCCAAGAGAAAACGGAGCCGGAGCCGUUCAAGAGACCGAGGAAAAUUAUAUCGGUCUCAGAGAUCAAGAUCAAAGAGCAGAACAAGAAGGUCCCACUCCAGACCUCAACAACGUUCUUACAGCCGAAGCAGUGAAAGGACCAGUCACAGAAGAACACGCAGCAGAUCUCGUGAUAAAGAAAGACGUAAAGGCAGAGAUAAAGAGAAGACAAGAGAGAAGGAGCGUGCUAGAGGAAAAGAAAAGGAUCAGCAUUAUACCCAAAGUGGGGAUGCUGGAAACAUCAAAGCUGGAUUAGAACAUCUGUCCGCUGCUGAACAGGCGAAGGCUAGAUUACAGUUGGUUCUGGAAGCUGCUGCUAAAGCUGAUGAAGCAUUAAAAGCUAAAGAAAGAAGUGAAGAAGAAGCAAAGAAGAAAAAGGAGGAAGGCGGUCAGGACAGGUACAGCAGCGGCAGUGCAAGUUACCUCCACACCACCCCAUCAGUGUGCCUCAACUCUGACCUGGAGGGACCACCUCAAGAGGCCUAUACCAUUCAAGGACAGUAUGCCAUUCCACAACCAGAUCUGAGCAAGCUGCACCAGUUGGCAAUGCAACAGUCACACUUUCCAAUGUCUCAUGGCAACACUGGAUUCCAUGGUUUGGAUGCAUCAGCUCAAACUAUUUCUCAUGAACUCACCAUUCCAAAUGAUCUGAUUGGAUGCAUCAUUGGGCGUCAAGGCGCCAAGAUCAAUGAGAUUCGCCAGAUGUCUGGGGCGCAGAUCAAAAUUGCCAAUCCAGUGGAAGGAUCUACUGACAGGCAGGUUACCAUAACUGGAUCUGCAGCCAGCAUUAGCCUGGCUCAAUAUCUAAUUAAUAUCAGGCUUUCAUUGGAGACUGGUGGAAUGGGAAGCAUCUAGGACAAUGCAACCGCCUCACUCAUUACCUGUUUCUGCUGUUUAUCCCUAUGAUCCAUCUGUGUAGUUUCUGAGCAGUCAGCAAUUCAAGGUUUUAACUAGUUUGUAAAUUUUCAGUUCUACAUGCUUUACCCAUCCACUCAUUUUUUUUAAUUGCAGCAUUUUAAUUCCCUUUCUUUGUUCAGCUGUUAAAAUGCUGAUUCAUAUUUUAGUUUAUAAGCUUCUCCCCCUUUCUUGGCUCAUGAAGUUUUUCUGUUAUGUCAUGAGAUGUAAGAGUGGAAUUAAUACAUUUCUGUUUACUUCUGUAAUGUCAGAAUUUUUUUUUAAAUAAAAAGAUGGACUG
This is a messenger RNA of Lacerta agilis (Sand lizard), 1596 nucleotides long. It is a transcript of the gene RSRC1, whose product is annotated as arginine and serine rich coiled-coil 1. The transcript is spliced from 8 exons. Gene Ontology annotation, molecular function: RNA binding. Gene Ontology annotation, cellular component: nucleus; cytoplasm. The record is from RefSeq and is a predicted model, not a curated record. The coding region runs from base 144 to 1256 and encodes 370 amino acids. Lineage: Eukaryota; Metazoa; Chordata; Lepidosauria; Squamata; Lacertidae. Gene Ontology annotation, biological process: alternative mRNA splicing, via spliceosome.